Molecule: messenger RNA, 777 nt
Organism: Mandrillus leucophaeus (drill)
Lineage: Eukaryota; Metazoa; Chordata; Mammalia; Primates; Cercopithecidae
Gene: DACT3
Product: dishevelled-binding antagonist of beta-catenin 3
Exons: 3
Coding region: 97-642 (181 amino acids)
Biological process (GO): negative regulation of canonical Wnt signaling pathway
Cellular component (GO): cytoplasm
Source: RefSeq, a predicted model, not a curated record
CCGGCCAGCGGGCGGGCAGGCUGCUGGGGCGGGGAGGUGGGACCGGGAGAGGGGUGGCCGCGGGGCCCGGCCGGGCUGGGGCGGGGGGCCGCAGCCAUGAUCCGGGCCUUCUCGUUCCCGGUGAGCCCUGAGCGGGGCCGGCUGCGGGGCUGGCUGGAGGGUAGCCUGGCCGGGCUCUGCGAGUUACACUGGCUCCGGGAGAGGCAGGAGUACCGCGUGCAGCAGGCGCUGCGGCUGGCCCAGCCCGGAAUGGGGGGCGCCGAGGCCGAGGACGAGGAGGACGCUGAUGAGGAUGAAGAUGCGGCGGCGGCGCGCCGGGCCGCAGCAGCCCUGGAGGAGCAGCUGGAGGCCCUGCCUGGGCUCGUCUGGGACCUGGGCCAGCAGCUGGGAGACCUGAGCCUGGAGUCUGGGGGCCUGGAACAGGAGAGCGGGCGCAGCUCGGGCUUCUAUGAAGAUCCCAGCUCCACGGGAGGUCCAGAUUCACCACCCUCAACCUUCUGUGGGGACAGUGGCUUCUCUGGAUCCAGCUCCUAUGGUCGCCUAGGUCCCUCUGAGCCCCGGGGUAUCUAUGCCAGCGAGAGGCCCAAGUCCCUAGGUAAGGUGGGUGAGGGUGGGACCCUGGGACCAGGGAAAGGACUGUAAGAGUACGGUUGUGGGCACAGACUUCCAAAUCGGGCCUGGAUUCCAAGUCCUGGUGCAACAUUUCCUUUUCAUGUGAUUAUGAGCAGGUCUCUUAUUUCUGGGCCUCUGUGUUUCCAUCUGUUAAAAUGAAAUAUG